AUAUUCUAACCAGUCAAGGAACUCAUCUUAGUAUAUGGGCUGUAUCAACAUUGCCAAGGUGACAAGGAACCUCAGAUGGAACACCUUCACCUCCAAGGAAGAAGCACUGGCCUACAUCAAGGAUGUCUGCAUCCCCCACCCUUGGCGCCGAUCCAUAUGCAUUGACGACCAUUUCAUCGGGUUUGUGUCAAUCUUCCCGGCAUCCGGUAACGACAGGUGUAGAGCUGAUAUAGGGUAUGGCUUGGCUGUGAAUUACUGGGGACAUGGGAUUGCCACAGAAGCAGUGAAAAUUGCAGUGUCUCAGGUUUUUGUGGACCUCCUUGAAGUGUUGAGGCUUCAAGCUUAUGUAAACGUGGAAAUGAGGCAUCUCAAAAGGUUUUAGAGAAAGUCGGGUUUCAAAAGGAAGGGCUCUUGAGGAAAUAUUCUUGUUUAAAGGGAAAAUUGCAAGAUUUGUUGGUUUAUAGUUUCCUAUCAACAGAUUCCCCAGCUGAAUAGGUUUUUGUUGGGUUACUUUUUUUUUUAAAAAAAAAUUAUAUCUAAAAGUUAAUUACUUGAUAUUAUAAAAGUUUUUAAACAUU
Messenger RNA from Rubroshorea leprosula, 578 nucleotides. Lineage: Eukaryota; Viridiplantae; Streptophyta; Magnoliopsida; Malvales; Dipterocarpaceae. The record is from the annotation of a GenBank genome assembly.